Molecule: messenger RNA, 1835 nt
Organism: Diceros bicornis minor
Lineage: Eukaryota; Metazoa; Chordata; Mammalia; Perissodactyla; Rhinocerotidae
Gene: PIPOX
Product: pipecolic acid and sarcosine oxidase
Exons: 7
Coding region: 322-1278 (318 amino acids)
Cellular component (GO): peroxisome
Molecular function (GO): flavin adenine dinucleotide binding; L-pipecolate oxidase activity; sarcosine oxidase activity
Source: RefSeq, a predicted model, not a curated record
GGGCCCAGCCUGGCCCCGGCCCCGCUGCCCUGACCUCCGACGCGGCCUGGAAAGAUCGAGAGAGGAGGUUAGAAACUCCCACCUUCUCCCCGCUCCACAUCAGGCGCUACGAACCAUACUGCGAGGCACGGCGGGUCCCAACACCCAACAAGGUCCUGGUGACCCCACCAGCCGACGGGCUGCAGCGGAAGAAGGACCUGGGCGUCCGGACGUAGCUUUGAUGAGUGCCGAGGCGGCAGGUCCCGUCGAGACUUGGAAACCUUUCUUCCCCGAGGCACAGAACACCCUCCUCCCCCCAAACACUCCCUUGCUGCCCACUCCAUGGCCAAGCUCCUCGACCCAGGACCGAUGAAGUUGGAGACCACACUGCAGACUGGACUACUGAUGCUGGGAAUGAAGGAGAAUCCAGAAUUAAAGACAAUCCAGGCUACUCUGUCUAGGCAGGGGGUAGAACACCAGUAUCUCCCCUCUGAGGAUCUGAAGCAACGUUUCCCCAAUAUUCGGUUGGCCGGGGGAGAAGUGGGGCUCUUGGACAAGUCUGGAGGAGUUCUCUAUGCAGACAAGGCCCUCCGGGUCCUCCAGGAUGCAAUUCGACAGCUAGGGGGCACAGUGUGUGAUGGAGAGAAGGUGAUAGAGAUAAAACCUGUGCUACCAGUCGUGGUGGGAACCACCUCCCAGAGCUACCAAACCAAGAGCUUGAUCAUCACAGCAGGUCCUUGGACCAACCGGCUCCUCCGUCCCCUGGGACUUGAGCUGCCUCUCCAGACCCUGCUGAUCAAUGUGUGUUACUGGCGAGAGAAGGUUCCCGGAAGCCAUGGUGUGUCCCAGGGCUUUCCAUGCUUCCUGGGCCUUGGCCUGGCUCCCCACCACAUCUACGGGCUGCCCUCCAGAGAGUACCCAGGGCUGGUGAAGGUCUGCUAUCACCACGGCAACAAUGCCGAUCCGGAGGAGCGGGACUGCCCCACGGCAUUCUCAGACAUCCAAGACGUCCAGAUCCUGAGCCACUUUGUCAGAGAUCACUUACCUGACCUGGAGCCGGAGCCUGCCAUUAUGGAGCGCUGCAUGUACACGAACACCCCUGAUGGGCACUUCAUUCUCGAUCGACACCCAAAGCACGCCAACAUUGUCAUUGGUGCUGGAUUCUCUGGGCAUGGAUUCAAACUGGCCCCUGUUGUGGGGAAGAUCCUGUAUGAGUUAAGCAUGAACUUAACACCAUCUUAUGACUUGACACCUUUUCGAAUCAGCCGCUUCUCUGGCCUGGGCAAAGCCCACCUUUGACCCCUGGCUGGCAGCCUCCCUUCCGUGCACAGGAGCUGGGAAUAAAGCCCUCUGCUAAGAAAGGCUUCUCAGAUAAAAGAAGUGGCUGGGAGAUAUCACCCUUUUCUCCUGCCUCUCUUGAGGCCCCUGUAAGCACCAGAUGAUUGAAUCUACCUUCUUCCCCUGGCCAGCUCCCCAAUCCCACUACUUUUUUGCUUCCUAAAGGUGAAUCAGAUAUUCUCUAAUCACAGAGCAGCAAGGACUUUUGAGAUGGAUGUCUCAAUAAGGAGGGGCAUAAGGACUGGCUCAGGAGACGACAGCAGCUGUUAAAAAUCUCUUUGCUGGGACAUUUGAUGAACUUGGGCUGGGUUUGACUACAGCUGCCCAGGGGAGGGUAAACAAGAUGAUUUGCAGAUCACUACUGCCCUUGGAGUUCCUUUUCUUAAAACUGGAGCCACUCUCCAUCACAAACUCCCACAAAAUUUGGCUCAUCUUUGGUACACAAUAAAUGUUUGUUGAAAAAAAUGUGUUGAACAAACAGAUAAAUAACUGCAUUGCAUUAAAGUCUGUGGUGGGCU